Dissoconium aciculare CBS 342.82 is the source of this 522-nucleotide messenger RNA. RefSeq lists its product as uncharacterized. The coding region runs from base 1 to 522 and encodes 173 amino acids. The transcript is spliced from 3 exons. Lineage: Eukaryota; Fungi; Ascomycota; Dothideomycetes; Mycosphaerellales; Dissoconiaceae. The record is from RefSeq and is a predicted model, not a curated record.
AUGGACGGCGCACAGAUCUUCGACCAGUUCAACCUGUACACUCAGGUCUCCAGCAUUCCUGUGGACGUGCAGCAGUGCCUUUUGACCAUCGCUCAAUUCGGAUCGACCCCGGAUGAGGUCAAGCAGUGGUACAUCAGUGUCCGCGAGCACUUCGGAGCUGCUCCGCCUUCUCAGGGAACCUCGCUUGAUGACAUCGUCGAGCCCCAGCUCCUCGAGCAGGUUUCUGUCGACCCGCAGCGACGCGUCCUGGAAUGGUUGUCACCUGUGAGCAGCCAUGACUGGCUUUAUGACACUCCCGCCCACGCACCUACGCAAUUGACUACCAUCCGCGAGGCUGAUGAGAUGCCCAAGCGUAACAAGCGGCGUCUGUCGAUCAUGACUCCAGCCUUUGGGGCCGAAGAACUCAUCGCCUCUAUUCAGGCCCAACCCAAGAAGGCCCGGAUGGGUUCUCUCCCAAAGAGCAAGAGAGGUGCAAAUGGACUUCCACCACGGCCAUUGGAUAUGUCCUUGAUCGCCAAUUGA